AUGGCUGCUUACUUCCACGGUAACCCACCGGAGAUCUCAGCCGGAUCUGACGGUGGUUUACAGACGUUGAUCCUCAUGAAUCCAACGACUUACGUUCCAUACACUCAACAACACAACGACUCAGACAACAACAACAACACAAACAGCAAUAACAGUUUUGUUUUCCUCGACUCCCACGCGCCGCCGCAGAACACUAGCCAACAGUUCGUCGGAAUACCACUCUCCGGCCAUGAAGCUGCUUCCAUUACAUCAUCCGACAACAUCUCUGUACUUCACGGAUACCCUUCGCGCGUGCAGUACAGUCACUACAGCAGCCACCAAGUGGAUCCCUCUCACCAGCAAGCCGCGUGUGAGACCCCACGCGCGCAUCAAGGCCUCUUCUUGACUCUCUCAUCUCAACAGCAGCAGCAACAACAUCAAAACCAUCAACAGACUCUCCACACCGUAGGAUUCGGGUCAGGACCCGGAGAGAAUAUCCGGGUCGGAUCAGGCUCUACAGGAACGGGAGUAACAAACGGACUAGUGAAUCUUGUGAGCUCCAAGUACUUGAAGGCAACACAAGAGCUUCUAGACGAAGUAGUCAAAGCUGAUUGUAAUGACAUCAACACUAAAUCUCAACUAUUCUCAUUGAAGAAAGGGACUAGUGGAAUUGAUGAUAAAGCCGUCGGAGAAUCUUCCACGGCCGCCGGAGAAGGUUCUGGUGGUGGAGGAGAAGCUUCCGGGAAAGGCACGGUGGAUCUAGGAACGGCGGAGAGGCAGGAAAUACAUAUGAGGAAAGCUAAGCUGAGUAGUAUGCUUCACGAGGUGGAGCAAAGAUACAGACAAUAUCACCAACAGAUGCAGAUGGUGAUCUCAUCAUUCGAGCAAGCGGCAGGAAUAGGUUCCGCGAAGUCAUACACGUCACUCGCACUGAAGACCAUAUCAAGACAGUUCCGGUGCUUGAAAGACACGAUCGCUGGUCAGAUAAAAGCGGCCAACAAGAGCCUUGGGGAGGAAGAUUCGGUCUCUGGUGUUGGGAGGCUCAAGUUAGUAGACCAUCAUUUGAGACAGCAAAGAGCUCUUCAGCAACUUGGAAUGAUUCAACAUCAUCCUACCAAUAAUGCUUGGAGACCUCAACGUGGUCUUCCCGAGCGUGCCGUCUCAGUUCUCCGUGCUUGGCUCUUCGAACACUUUCUUCACCCAUACCCUAAGGAUUCGGACAAGCACAUGCUAGCCAAGCAAACCGGUCUCACUCGGAGCCAGGUGUCAAACUGGUUUAUAAACGCGAGAGUUCGGCUAUGGAAACCGAUGGUGGAAGAGAUGUACACGGAGGAGAUGAAGGAGCAGGGAAAGAACAUGGGAUCCUUGGAGAAGGCACCUAACUUGGAUCAAAACAACGAAGAUUCUGCUUCUAAAUCAACCAGUAUCCACGAGAAGAGGAGCCCAAUGAGAGGAGGAGGAGGAGGAGGCGCCGACAAUUACCAUCUAAAUCCCAAUCACCUCGGUGACUUAGAAAGCGUCACCGGAAUGCAAGGAAGUCCCAAAAGGCUAAAAACAAGCGAAGAGACAAUGAUGCAGCCUAUUAAUACGGAUUUCAGCUCCAACGAGAAGCUCACAAUGAAAAUUCUAGAAGAUCGACAAGGGAUAAGAUCAGACGGUGGAUACCCUUUCAUGGGGAGUUUCGGACAAUACCAAAUGGAUGAUAUGUCAAGAUUCGAUGUAGCUGUCUCGGACCAGGAGCUCAUAACGCAAAGAUACUCAGGAAACAACAACGGCGUGUCGCUCACGUUAGGUUUGCCUCACUGUGAUAGCUUGUCGUCCACGCAUCAUCAGGGUUUCAUGCAGACCCACCAUGGGAUCCCAAUAGGGAGAAGAGUGAAAAUUGGAGAGACAGAGGAGUAUGGAGCCGCCACCAUCUCGACCACAACCGUGCAUUCAUCAGCCGCUGUUUACAAUGGGAUGAACAUGCAGAAUCAGCAGAAGCGAUAUGUGGCUCAGUUAUUGCCUGACUUCGUUGCUUAAACCCAAGAGCAACCAAAAAAGGUUAUUUAUACAUUAGUAUAUAGUUUUUUACACCACUGAACCAAACACAAAGAACAAAAUUUAAGUUUAGUCUUUGGUUAUAUAUGGCCGUCUGUAUAUUAUUUUUGUAAUUUUAUUUUCCUUUUUUGUUUUUCGUUUUUAUUGGGGGGGGAUUGGAUAGAACUAUAUGUAUAUGGGAUUAGUUACGUGUAAUAGCUUGCUUUUGGGUGUAUACCAGAUAUUACUUUCUAUUACAUUGUAUGAUAAGAUAAGAUAGUGAUGGGAGUUAUCCUAUAUGAUAUGAUGAUUACAG
Messenger RNA from Eruca vesicaria subsp. sativa (arugula), 2314 nucleotides. Lineage: Eukaryota; Viridiplantae; Streptophyta; Magnoliopsida; Brassicales; Brassicaceae. The record is from the annotation of a GenBank genome assembly.